Molecule: messenger RNA, 2219 nt
Organism: Alnus glutinosa
Lineage: Eukaryota; Viridiplantae; Streptophyta; Magnoliopsida; Fagales; Betulaceae
Product: receptor-like protein 3
Exons: 1
Coding region: 9-2195 (728 amino acids)
Molecular function (GO): receptor serine/threonine kinase binding
Source: RefSeq, a predicted model, not a curated record
CAAGAACCAUGCCAUAUCAUCUCCUCUUCACCUUGUUUCUCUUUUGUAUUUUCUCCACGAAUCAUGCCUGCACCCAAAUAGACCGCGACUCUCUCUCGUCCUUAGCCUCCAACUGGUUGUCUUCUCCUCCACUAAAUUGGUCUUCCAUUAAUUGUUGCCAGUGGGAAGGUAUUUCUUGUGAUCAUAAACGUCAUGUCACCCAUAUUUGGUUACCUUCUAAAGGCAUCGGUGGAAGUAUAUCUCUCUCUAUUGGAAACCUCACACAGCUCUCACACCUCAAUCUUUCCCACAAUUCACUUUCGGGUCCUCUCUUUACAGGAUUGUUUUCGUCCUUGAAUCAACUCAAGGUCAUUGAUUUGAGCUACAACCGUCUAUUUGGAGAUAUAUCUGGUUGGCCUGCCUCCAUUCAAAUUGUUGAUAUAUCUAGCAAUCACUUCAGCGAGACAAUCCAAUCUUCUUUCCUUCAAAGAGCAUGGAGGUUGACCGAGCUCAAUGUCAGCAACAAUAGUUUCACGGGUCCCAUUCCUUCGUUUCCAUGCAGCAAUUCUUCCUUGGUUAGGCUACUCGAUUUCUCCCGUAAUCAUCAUAGUGGCCAUAUUCCCAGUGGAUUAGGCGCGUGUUCCAAACUAAAGGUUUUUCGGGCAGGUUUUAAUUCUCUCUCGGGACUGCUCCCUCCUGAUAUAUACAAUGCGACAAGGUUAGAAGAAAUCUUCUUACCUGUCAAUAAUAUUUCAGGAUUCAUUAGUAGUGACAUUAUGAACCUUGCUAAACUCACCAACCUUGAGUUAUCUAGCAAUAAAUUGAGUGGCAAGCUUCCCAUGAAUAUUGGAAAGCUCUCCAAGUUAAAGAACUUAAUCCUUCAUACAAACUCCUUAACAGGUUCUUUGCCCCCAUCUUUGGUGAAUUGUACAAAUCUCACAAACCUGAUUUUACGGUACAAUUUCUUUGAAGGUGACAUCUCCUCCUUCAAUUUCUCCCAUCUUCAUCAACUUACUCGAAUUGACUUGGGGUUUAAUGGGUUCUCCGGUAACAUGCCAUUAAGCCUCUACUCAUGCAAGUUCUUGAUCGCAAUUCGACUAGCUGAAAACCAACUAAAGGGACAAAUCCCGCCUGAGGUGGUUCAAUUGAAAUUCUUAUCCUUCCUUUCACUUCCUAAUAAUAGGCUAAUCAAUAUCACAGAUGCAAUCAAGACUUUGAUGCGUUGCAAGCCACUCACCAUAGUCCUCCUUGGAAAAAAUUUUCUACAUGAGGCAAUGCCAGGUGAUGACAAUGUUUUGGGUUCUUAUGGAUUUGAAAAUGUUCAAGUUUUGAGUUUUAGAGAGUGCCAACUGAGUGGUCAACUACCUAUAUGGCUAUCUAAGCUUAAGAAGCUAGAAAUCCUAGAACUUAAUUCCAAUCGUAUCACAGGUUCAAUUCCUGUUUGGUUGUCGACUCUUCCAAGGCUCUUGUAUUUAGAGUUGUCUGAUAACCUCAUUUCAGGUGAAUUCCCAAAGGAGCUUUGUGAAUUGCCAGCAUUAGUGUCACCAAAGGCUCAAUUUGACAAUAAUUGUUUGGAUUUACCACUAUUUACUACAGCAAUAGGUAUCCAAUACAAUACUCUCUCGUACAUGGGACCGUCAAUAUUAGUUCGAAGCAACAAUCUUAGUGGCAACAUCCCCAUUGAGAUCAAUCGUUUAAAGUUGCUUCGUGAACUGGAUCUUAGUGAUAACAAUUUUUCAAGCAGCAUCCCAUACCAAAUGUCUGAGCUUACAAACCUGGAAAGAUUGGACCUCUCUGCAAAUCGGUUGUCGGGUGAAAUACCAGCAUCACUAACUAGUUUGCAUUUCCUGUCUCAUUUUAAUGUUGCAUACAACAAUUUGCAUGGACCAAUACCAUCAGGCACUCAGCUCCAGAGCUUUGAUGCCUCUGCAUAUGAGGGCAAUCCUGGACUUUGUGGUGUCCCACUUCUAGAGUGUGCCCAUAUUGUUAGCAGUAAUGGAGGCAAGGACAUUCAAAAUGAGGAAGAUAGGCUUGGAUUGCCAUGGUUUCCAAUUUGUGUGGUUCUCGGCUUCAUUACAGGAUUUUGGGGCGUUUGUGGUCCUUUAAUUUUUAGCUAUAAGUGGAGAGUUGCAUAUUUCCAAUUUUUCGACAAUGUAAAAGAUAGGUUCUACGUCAAACUAGUAGUGUUGUUGGCCAGAUUACACAGAAGGUUAUGAGUGUAUAAUCUUCUUCCUUUACAG